AUGGACUUCUUCACAUCAUCCGAUAUAGUCAAAGAAGAUCCCUAUCCUACUUGCAAUAACUUUUCUCAGAAGGAACGAUUUCGAUACUUCACUGCGAGUACUUGUCCAAGUUCGUACGAUGAGCUAUCCGUUGAUCCUGUGAUGUACGAUCCAUACGAUGAAAUCAAAUUCAGAUGUCAGCAUGGAUUUAACCAAGGGGACGUUCUAGGAGAAGUAGAAUUCGCCAACACUUCCUCUUUAUUGAAUAUAAUCCAACAUCGAGAUGAAUAUAAAAGAUCUUGGUGCAUGCUGACAAUGUUCUUCACUCAUAACUGUCCAUUUUCACAAAGAAUGGCACCAUAUUUUAAUGCUGUACCCAAAAACUUUUCGCCAAUCAAAGUUGUGGCAGUGAAUAUCACUCAUUUCAGCAGAAUUAUAUCCCGUUAUGGAAUAUCGGGGACUCCGACAAUCUUAUUGUGGGUAAAUGGUGUAGCAGUUGCUCGGACUGAAGGUAGAACUGACUUCAGUUCAGCAAUAAAUGAACUGUUGACGUCUAGAACAGAUUUGAUAUCUAAGAAUGUUGUCCAAAAAGUAGAAGAGCCUUUGAUCAUUUAUAUAGAUGAAGACGAUGAUUCAAUAUACUUAACAUCAGCACUUUUAACGUUUUUCGCUGGUGUUCUCUACAUGCUGCGAAAUCGAUUCUUGGAUAACGAGAAAAUAAAAAUGAUAAUUUCUCAUCUCGGUGGCAACAGCGAGAGUAUCAAGCAGUUUUUGAAUGGCUAA
Auanema sp. JU1783 is the source of this 762-nucleotide messenger RNA. The record is from the annotation of a GenBank genome assembly. NCBI's taxonomy places the organism in Eukaryota, Metazoa, Nematoda, Chromadorea, Rhabditida, Rhabditidae.